AUGGCGAUGGGCCUCUCCCCACAAGCUGCUCGCCAGACGUCCCAGAAGAGCUGCGAGGCUGAGCCCAGAGUCUUGCCCUCUCAGAGCCUCCUGCAGGAGGACGACCCAGAGUCCCCAUCCCGGCAACUGCAGGCCACCGGUUCAAGGGGCAGUGAGCCCCACAGCAACCUUGACCUCUCCCAUGGGCCCCUGGUGACCUUGGAGUACCUGCCCUUCUUCCGCACCUACGGGCAGCUCCUGGCUGAGGAGGAGCUGUCCCCGCGGCCUGAGGUUUGCAGGGACCAAGGAGGAGACCAGAGUAUCAGAGGGGAGGACUCAGAACUGCCCAGUGGCUUCUUCCCUCACUACCGCUCCAAGGAGGAGAGUUUUCCCAGCCUGGCGCUUCCUGGCAGGUGGUGUUCAGGCUCCCGUGACCCACCCACCAGGAGGGAGCUGCAGGCUGGCCCGGCAGGCCCAGACCUCAUCUCUGGGCUCUCUCACUCACCGACUCGCUGCCCCACCCUGCUGGUCUCAAUAGGGCACUCCCGUGACAGCGGCUUGGAUGCGCCUGUCUCCAGCGACGUUGCUUUCGGGGGCCAGGCCCUGUGUGCUCCAGGAUUCGUGCCUUACUACAGAAGCCCUGAGGAGUGUCUGCGCACGAGCCCUGGGCCUCCCGCCUGUCCGCUUUGGGGCCAGGAGUCCCCAGGGAAGCUGCCCGGGCCUGCUUCCUCCUCUUUGGAGCAGCAGGCAGGACACAGCGACACAGCACAUAUCUGCUGA
This is a messenger RNA of Delphinapterus leucas (beluga whale), 759 nucleotides long. The record is from RefSeq and is a predicted model, not a curated record. NCBI's taxonomy places the organism in Eukaryota, Metazoa, Chordata, Mammalia, Artiodactyla, Monodontidae.